UUAUAAUUUUCAAUAAUAUUUCUUUCCUUUUUUGUUGCUUUCCCCAUAGCCGCACUGUGUAUUUUCCUUCUUCCUCUUUUUCUCCGUCAUCCUACCUGUACAUCCGCUCCUCUUCCUCAUUAAAUUAAUCCUUUGAGUUUUACAGUAAUUAAUCUUGAUUAAUUAAUUAAAUUUAAAUUCAACCACAACGCAUCUCCCCAUUUCUCUUUAAUUAAAUUAAAUUUCUCCUUAAACCCUACCUUUUUAUUAACUCUGUUAAUGAGUUAGAGUUGAAUGACAUUAGGAGAUUUAAUGACUUCUCAAACAGCUGUUGUUGUGGAUCACGAAAAUGUAGAUAGGGUUAAUAUUAGGGAUUUGGAGGCUGGUUCUAGUAGUAUUAGUAAUAAUGGUGUUGUCGUUGAUAAUGGAAAGGCGGCGGCGAUGACGACGACAAGUAUGGUUUAUUUGCCACAAAAUGUAUGUUUUUGUGAGCUUCGACAUGACGCGUUCGAGGAUUAUGUGCCUUCAGGACCGGCUGAUACUGGUUUGGUCUCCAAAUGGCGGAUUAAGGACCGAAUGAAGACAGGAUGUGUUGCCCUUGUUUUGUGUUUGAACAUCAGUGUUGAUCCACCUGAUGUAAUAAAGAUAUCUCCUUGUGCUCGAAUGCAGUGUUGGAUUGAUCCAUUUUCUGUGGCACCUCAGAGAGCUCUUGAAACAAUUGGGAGAACAUUGAACGAACAAUAUGAGAGGUGGCAACCCAAGGCACGCUACAAGAUCUCCUUGGAUCCUACUGUUGAUGAACUUAAGAAACUUUGCACAACAUGUCGAAAGUAUGCCAAGUCAGAACGAGUUCUGUUCCAUUAUAAUGGACAUGGUGUGCCAAAACCAACACCCAAUGGUGAAAUUUGGCUAUUUAAUAAGAGUUAUACGCAGUAUAUCCCAUUGCCGAUCAGUGACCUGGACUCUUGGUUAAAGACACCUUCAAUCUAUGUCUUUGACUGCUCAGCAGCUGGGAUGAUCGUUAAUGCCUUUAUAGAGCUCCAAAAUUUGACUGCCUCUAGUGCCUCUGGCCCUUCUACAAGAGAUUGUAUUCUGCUUGCUGCCUGUGAAGCACAUGAGACGGUUCCUCAGAGUGCUGAAUUCCCUGCUGAUGUUUUCACUUCCUGCCUCACAACGCCAAUCAAAAUGGCAUUGAGAUGGUUUUGCACACGGUCAUUGCUUCGUGAGUCACUUGACUAUUCUCUGAUAGAUAGAAUUCCUGGCCGCCAAACAGAUCGAAAGACACCUCUUGGUGAAUUGAAUUGGAUUUUCACUGCGGUAACUGAUACAAUUGCCUGGAAUGUUCUACCACGUGAUCUAUUUCAGAGAUUGUUCAGGCAAGACCUGUUGGUUGCUAGUUUGUUCAGAAAUUUUUUACUUGCUGAAAGAAUCAUGCGAUCUGCAAAUUGUUCACCAAUUUCAUACCCAAUGCUACCACCUACUCAUCAGCACCACAUGUGGGAUGCUUGGGACAUGGCAGCAGAAAUCUGCCUUUUGCAGCUUCCAACUUUGCUGGAUGAUCCGAAUGUGGAAUUUCAGCCUAGCCCAUUCUUCACUGAACAGUUGACAGCUUUUGAGGUUUGGCUUGACCAUGGAUCGGAGAAUAAAAAGCCACCAGAGCAGUUGCCCAUUGUGCUACAGGUGUUACUUAGUCAAUGCCACCGUUUUCGAGCACUGGUUCUUCUUGGAAGAUUUCUUGAUAUGGGACUUUGGGCUGUAGAUCUGGCCUUGUCAGUUGGAAUAUUUCCUUACGUUCUAAAGCUUUUGCAAACCACGACUCCAGAGCUUAGGCAAAUUCUUGUCUUCAUUUGGACGAAGAUCCUUGCCCUUGAUAAGUCUUGCCAGGUUGACCUUGUUAAGGAUGGUGGACAUGUAUACUUCAUUAGAUUUCUUGACAGUGUUGAGGCUUAUCCAGAGCAAAGGGCUAUGGCUGCAUUUGUCUUGGCAGUAAUUGUUGAUGGUCACAGACGGGGUCAGGUGGCGUGUAUGGAAGCGGGGCUUAUCAAUGUCUGCUUGAAGCAUCUUCAGGGAUCAAUCGCUAAUGAUGCCCAAACUGAACCACUGUUUCUUCAAUGGCUGUGCCUCUGUCUAGGAAAGCUCUGGGAGGAUUUCACAGAGGCACAAGUACGAGGUUUGCAGGCAGAUGCACCAGCAAUAUUUGUGCCUCUACUUUCUCAAUCGCAGCCUGAGGUACGAGCUGCAUCUAUAUUUGCACUGGGUACUUUACUUGAUGUUGUAUUUGAUACAUCUAGGGAUGACAUUGGAGAGGAUGAAGACUACGACGAUGAGGAAAUAAUUAGGGCAGAAGUCAUAAUGAGGAGCCUUUUAAGUGGUCUUUCUGAUGGAAGCCCUUUGGUACGAGCUGAGGUUGCUGUUGCUUUGGCACGUUUUGCCUUUGGGCAUAAGAAACACCUGAAGUCGGCUGCAGCUGCAUAUUUGAAGUCUCAGUCUAAUUCCAUGCUGACUUCCUUGCCUUCUUUUGCGGUCAAGAGUUCAGUGGCAGGUGACAGUCAGUCUAUCUCUCGCGACGGUAGAGUCUCGACAAGCAGCCCUGUUGCAACACCUGGCUUCAUGCAUGGAUCUCCUUUGUCUGAUGGUUCUUCUCAUCAUUCUGAUUCUGGAAGAUUGGGUGAUGCUGUUACCAAUGGUGUUGUUAAUCAUAAAAGACCCAGGCCACUAGACAAUUCAGUUUAUUCUCAGUGUGUGCUGGCCAUGUGUGUCUUGUCAAAGGAUUCAUCACCUCGCGUUGCAGGUCUUGGCCGGAAAGUGCUUUUGAUUAUUGGGAUUGACCAAAACUCGGUCAAGUCAACUGUUGAAUCCACAACAUCCCCUAGCCCUAGUUUUGCUGGAUUGAAUCGAUCGUCUUCUUGGUUUGACAUGAGCGGAGGUGGACAUUUACCUCUGACUUUUAGGACUCCUCCAGUUAGUCCCCCCCGGUCUAGUUACUUAACGGGAAUCCGAAGAGUUUAUUCUUUAGACUUCAGGCAUCACCUAAUGAACUCUCCAGACUCAGGGUUAGCCGAUCCCCUCUUGGGUUCUGGUGGAUCUUCUGGAGCUUCAGAACGCAGUUUUCUUCCUCAGUCAACCAUUUAUAAUUGGAGUUGUGGCCACUUCUCAAAGCCACUCCUUAAUGCAGCUGAUGAUAGUGAAGAGAUCAUUACUAGGAGAGAAGAGAAGGAAAAGUUAGCUCUUGACCUCAUUGCCAAAUGCCAGCACUGUUCGGUGAACAGACUGCAUAAUCAAAUUGCCAGUUGGGAUACAAAGUUUGAGUGUGGUACCGCAACUGCUUUGCUGCAGCCCUUCUCACCAGUUGUGAUUGCUUCAGAUGAGAGUGAACGGAUCAGGGUCUGGAAUUACAAGGAGGCUACCCUUCUUAACAGCUUCGACAACCAUGGUUACCCUGAUAAAGGAAUUUCAAAGCUUUGCCUUGUGAAUGAGCUUGAUCAGAGCUUGCUCCUAGUUGCUUCAAGCGAUGGCAACAUUCGGAUUUGGAAAGACUAUACUGCAAGAGGUCAACAGAAGCUAGUUUCUGCAUUCUCUUCAAUUCAGGGUCUCAGACCCGGUUCGCGCAGUGUGAAUGCUGUUGUGGAUUGGCAGCAACAGUCUGGAUACCUGUUUGCAUCAGGUGAGAUUUCUUCUAUCAUGGCUUGGGAUCUUGAGAAAGAGCAACCUGUUAAUACUACUCCAACAUCUUCGGCGUGCAGCAUCUCAGCAUUAUCUGCUUCUCAAGUUCACGCGGGUCAAUUUGGUGCUGGCUUCGUGGAUGGAUCUGUCAAACUAUUUGAUAUUCGAAUGCCAGAAAUGCUUGUUUGUUCAACGCGACCUCAUCCCAAAGCGGAAAGAGUUGUUGGGGUUGGCUUUCAACCUGGACUUCAACCAGCAAAGGUUGUCAGUGCAUCUCAGGCUGGUGAUAUCCAGUUCCUUGAUAUGAGAAAUCUCAAGGAGGCAUACUUAACCAUUGAUGCUCACAGGGGAUCACUUACAUCUCUAGCGUUACAUCGUCAUGCACCCCUUGUAGCAAGUGGUUCAUCAAAGCAACUUAUCAAAGUGUUCAACCUGGAGGGUGAGCAGUUAGGCACCAUUAGAUACUUGUCCACAUUCAUGGCUCAGAAGAUAGGAUCUGUAAGAUGUCUUACCUUCCAUCCCUAUGAAGUGCUGCUUGCUGCUGGUGCAGCAGAUUCUUGUGUUUCCAUAUAUGCUGAUGAGGUCGCCCCGCCAAGAUAACAAUUUCAUAGCUUCAUCACAAACACUCCGAUUGAGAAACAAGAUUUUCAGACUUCGGUGUUCCUUUGAGGUGGUCAGUGGCGGAUGGAUUGUAGACAUCUUCUGGUCCCAGUCUACCUCUCUGGAACAGUGAUCGGCUCAUUGAGGCUGCUGUUGACAUCUUCUGGUCAGUUGCUCAACCUCUCUGAAGCACUGAUCUGAAGUUGCAUCCUACUUAUUUAUUGAGUUCAGCGGCAUGUAGUGGUGGAAUGUUGAGAAGAAUCUACAUAUUGGAUGGAAGUUAUGGAGAAUAAUUCGAUACAAAGGCAAAAAUAAGAUGUAUAUAUCUUCAUUCUAUUUUGUAAAUACCAGUUUCUCUGGUUAGCUGCUAAAUUCAAUCUUCUCUCUGCUUAGCUACCUUCUUUUCUCCAUUCUAACCCAUUCAAGCCAAUUUGUACAUACCGACUAACCCCCUUUUACAUGAUUUAUAAAAUGAUGUUGGCAAA
Molecule: messenger RNA, 4727 nt
Organism: Lycium barbarum (goji berry)
Lineage: Eukaryota; Viridiplantae; Streptophyta; Magnoliopsida; Solanales; Solanaceae
Product: regulatory-associated protein of TOR 1-like
Exons: 24
Coding region: 274-4242 (1322 amino acids)
Biological process (GO): regulation of autophagy; TOR signaling; cellular response to starvation
Cellular component (GO): cytoplasm; TORC1 complex
Molecular function (GO): protein binding; protein-macromolecule adaptor activity
Source: RefSeq, a predicted model, not a curated record